GGGCUCUCAUGUGAGGAGGCACAUUGGAGCAUUGGAUAAGAAUCUUAUCUCCCCAUUGAAUUGGCAUGUGUCCCAUCUGUAGGUAGAAAUUCAGAAAUCUCCACUCUCAACCUCUCCACGUACAUGCGGUGCUGCUUGUGGGGAUGAGGAUUGAGGACUAGGAGUGGAAGCCCUCUCAUGGAAGAGAGAGAGAGAGGCGGUUAGGCGCGAGGAGGGGACCUUUCAAGUGACGGGAAGCUGUGACAGUCCCAACCCACGCUUGGUGGCAAACUUGUAGGCACUAAGCAGAAGCACCAUCGACUGAUCGAUCAAUUGAUCCCUUGAGAGAGAGAGAGAGAAAUCAGCAAUGGAAGGAGCGGAAUCAGAACCAACUCGGAUAAUGGUUGCGGUGAACGAGUCGUCAAUCAAAGGGUACCCAUUUCCAUCUAUUAGCAGUCGCUACGCAUUCGACUGGACUCUCCAGAAGAUCGUCCGCUCAAACAUCUCUGGCUUCAAGCUCUUAUUCCUCCACGUUCAAGUCCCUGACGAGGAUGUCAAAUGCGCUCCAUGUGAGUAGAAGAGUUCAGCUGUGUUUUGGAUGACAUCUGGCAUUGAUUUUCUUGGUGUGAAAGGUGGGGAAGAACACCGGAAACUAGGUAACAGUUUGUUCUUCCUUGGUAUGGAAGCUUAGUGAAUUGCUUGAUCUCAAGAUUGGAACAAAAAGCACCAUUGGCUUCAUGUAUUGUCAUGAUCCCUUUAUGUGCCUGUUUUCAUCAGGUUUGCAAGAGCUAGACUGACAUGUAUCAUCUACAACUCCAUACAACAAGUUUUGGCUGUCAACUUGGUUGCAGUAAUUCUAAACAAUCUGCUCCGAUCCUAGUGCUCCUCCCAACCACAAUCCUCAACUAUGGUUCUCUUAUUUUAUCAAAUCUCUCUUUAGUCACACUGGUUUUACAGUCUGUAGUUGUGUUCUCUUUGUACAAUGAACUUAGAUGUCAUUAUUGCUAAUUUUAUUAAUAUAAUUCCAUUAUGAAUAGUUUUAUUUUUAAAAAUUUCAAUAAAUUGCAAUGCCUUAUUAUUGUUUAUUUUCACCCAUCUAUGAGCUUGUUCCAAACUUGCACAACUAAAUGAUAAUUUUAAGAGAACUACUAAUUAAUAUUAUAUUGAUUAUGUCUGUGCUGGGAUUUGUUGACAUGGACAGUGUUUAUGCAUCUUCUGAAGAUUUUCGUGAUAUGAAACAGAGAGACAAGAUUAAAGGGCUUCACUUGUUGGAAUACUUUGUCGGGAGGUGUUAUGAAAUUGGGGUUCCUUGUGAAGCAGGCGAUCCCAAGGAACAGAUUUGCUAUGAGGUGAAGCGAGUAAGGCCUGAUCUUCUGGUUUUAGGGGAAGUCGUGGGCUUGGCCCUUUUCAAAGGGUGCCCUGUGGUUACAAUUAAACGCAAGGCGGAUGAGACCCCGUUGGACCCUGUUGAUGAUUGAAAGUUCCUAUCUGUUCUCAAAUUUGUAAUGUUUGGAGACAAUAUUACAUGUCACUUGACAAACACAACCAUACAUUUUUUGAAAUGAAAAACAGAAUAGAGCUUUUGAUGGAAAAA
Molecule: messenger RNA, 1573 nt
Organism: Macadamia integrifolia
Lineage: Eukaryota; Viridiplantae; Streptophyta; Magnoliopsida; Proteales; Proteaceae
Product: universal stress protein A-like protein
Exons: 4
Coding region: 1107-1457 (116 amino acids)
Molecular function (GO): AMP binding
Source: RefSeq, a predicted model, not a curated record